Rhizoctonia solani is the source of this 276-nucleotide messenger RNA. Its product is annotated as pentafunctional AROM polypeptide. The record is from RefSeq and is a predicted model, not a curated record. The coding region runs from base 1 to 276 and encodes 91 amino acids. The transcript is spliced from 3 exons. Lineage: Eukaryota; Fungi; Basidiomycota; Agaricomycetes; Cantharellales; Ceratobasidiaceae.
AUGGCAAUCCUUAAUGGUGCAUACAACUUUUCCAAGAUGCUUCAUGGGUCAAAAGCUUCGUCUGGGGGUGGCGCAGAUGCAUUUUAUAAGGCCUUUGUUCCCGAAAUUGGAUCGAUUGAGCUGGUCAAACGAUGCGUGAUGAACGAACGAGGCCAAGUUGAUCGAGUCGGCGCAUGCGUCUUUCCUGGUCUUGUGAAGGGUGAAGCAGAGACAACCCAAACGGUAGUCCGACGUGCUCAAGUUAUUUGUGGAUGCGCACUUGGCUUCAAUCACUAA